AGCGUGGGAAUCCUGUAAACCACACUAAAAAUACCUUCUGUAUUAUUUUUCUACAUACUUACAUUGUACGCAAUUGUAUGUACGUAAAGAUACGUAGUCGGUACUCCUGAGAGCCGGACAGCUUUUUCCCGCCCAAAAUUGGUCGUGCGCUACGACCACUGCGAGCAGUCAUUUCUUUCGCGAGACUUUAUCAAGCGCACGCGUGGUCGUAAAAUUGCACCGGCGCCAAACGCACGGCUUAUUCGACGUGUUUACGUGACCGAUGAAAAUUACGUUACCGUACUUACAGCGUUAAAAAUAAGAUCGAUUUUUGGAUAUUAUACAAGAAAUUGAUUUUUUGUGCAAAAUGGAGCUUUGGAUGAUUAUAUUGUGCGUUAUUCCGACAGUUACAUCGAUUACAGUGUCAUCUAAUGGCAAUAGUCCCGAAAUUAAAAUGAUCGGGGGAAUGAUGGUAGAUGUUCAAAAAGGAUUUACUCCCAUUGUGCCGAAAAUAGAAGGCAAUACAAAAGUGAAUUUGAGAAAAAAGAAACUAAACAGUAACUCCACCAAGUUAUCUAUUAACGAAAGAUAUAGAAGGUUAAUACCUUACAUGACGUUUUACUACGCCAAUGAUAUGGUAUCAUCGACCACCGAAAGCGCUAAAAAUGUAGAAGUUGAAAAGGCAGAAAUCAUUGAAGCAAAAACUAUACAGCACCAAUCAGAAGAACGCCAGCCUAAGAAGAUAUUCUACAAUUCUAAUAGAAAUAUACCACUUUACCAGGGAAAUAGACUGACGCAAUACAAUAUCGCAUCCGCAAAUCCUACAAAGUAUUUUUAUAAAGGUAUUGCGCCAACGCCGCAAACAUAUAAGAGCCCCAAUUACAGCCCUUUGUUAACAGAUCUUCGAGGGUUGCCAAAUAACGAUUUCGAAUAUGAAAGGAUAGUCCAUAAACCAAUACUUAAGGCGCCAAGCGUACCAUUUUCACCACCAACAAGAAAACCGUAUUUAAAUCUUUAUCAAAACGAAGACUCGGGGACUAUUCAAUAUUACAUUCCCGAAAAAGAUAAUACGCCAAAGUAUAAGUUGGUGCCAUAUCAACAAACGCCUCCUGUGAAAGUCACACUCCAAGCAGAAAAUAUUUAUCAUGUGGCCAAGCCUCCUCCAUCAGUUCCUGUCCAAAUACCAAAGGAACAAAUCUUCAUAAAGCCAAGACCUGCCCGACCUAUUUAUUUUUAUGAUAAUAUUAAUGUUCCUCAGGCACCAGCUGGCAGAAAGCAACCCUCGAUUGUAUCAGAAAGUUACUACGAGAAGCAGCGUCCACACAACUCAAUAGUUCAACCAGUUAUUGAGAGCGGAUUCAGGCCAAUUGUCAGGAUGCCUAUUCACCCCACCGAAUCCUCACUUUACGAAUCGUCUUUGUCGGUUACAGCAAUACCCCAAUUUGAGUCUGAAAAGCAACAGAAAGUUGCUGUACUUGGGAACCCCACAGACAGACCUGAAGAAGGAGUCUUGAAUCCGAAUUAUUUUGAGUACCUUGCUGAUCAACCUACUCACAAACCCCCAUAUGCGCAAUCAAACACUGUCACUCUAGCAGAUCUACUAAAUUCAUUACAAAUAAAUAAAUCCAUUCCAAAACCGAUAACUAGAGAGAAUGUGGGAGCGUCUAUAAGGACAUUAUUGCAAGUUUUAAAUACUUUGAAAGCAUUGCCUCAAGAAGGCGAAGAAGAAACCCCAGUAUUGAGUACACCUAAACCGUUCAUAGGGAGUAAAGCGGCAGAAGUAACAACAAAACCGGAAGUUUCGACUCCAAUAUCAGUUGUAACUGAGGAUCCAUAUUUUCACGAUGAACCAUAUCUUGCUCCAGUAAAUACUCCUUCACAACAUAUUGAUGAUUUCCCAACAAGUAUAACUUCCAGUCAGCGUUUCCCAUUGCCAAUAACAUCUGAUGAUGAAGGCGGUACACCAGGGCAACCAGGCGUCGACUAUCCCAUCCUCACCACUAUCCCACAGACGGCUUUCAACUGUAAAACUCAACGUUAUAAAGGAUUCUUUGCUGAUCCGGAAACCAGAUGUCAGGUGUGGCACUACUGCGAUCUGAACGGCGGCCAGGCGUCGUUCCUAUGCCCCAACGGCACCAUCUUCUCGCAGGCAGGACUUACGUGCGACUGGUGGUUUAACGUGCGCUGCGCGUCAACUGCACAGCUGUACGUUCUCAACGAGAGCCUCUACAAGUACAUAUUGCCCCACUCGCCCAAGUUCCCAGAAGACUACAGUGGACCGUUGGUAGACAAAUAUCUCACGCUGAAGUUCAAAGAAAUGGAAGAACAAUUUAAGAAAAACAAAAACAAGCAAAGUGCUUCCGAAAAGAUGGAUUCAGACGAAACGGAGAGUUCCACUGAAGAUUCGAGUGAAGUAGAAACGUCGAGCGAGCAGGCGCCGGUGGAUAAGAAUGCAGUCAGCGAAGCGAGCGUUAUAGUUGGAACACCCGGGACCAGCGGCAAUGUAGAAAGAUUGCAGGAUUAGAAUAUAAGUAGACAGGGGCGCUUUAAAUUUUUAAGUUCAAGCAAGUUUUCACGCGGUGUAGUAGUUGGAUUGUGGCGAGGGUUGCAAUAUUGUUGCAGACCGUUUCUCCUAAAUGAGGGCCAGUGAGCACCGCCACCGCCGCCGCAGUGCGAAUGUCGUAAUUCGCAACAGUUAAUAUAGCCAUGGACCAAUAAGACUAUGAUUAGUGCGUUUCCAUAUAAAUGAAGCCGCAAGCUCAUCAGCUUGGAGGUUCUCUUAUCUUCUUGAUUAGAUGUAGCUUGACCUAUACCAUGUUAAGAGAACUUUCACACUUUCACCUGUUCUUUUAUUGUUUGUAUUGAGAAAACAUUCAGAACCGGUACCCACCAUAUCUAUCGCACCACUGCUAUAAAACUGGUAAUUUUUUUAAGUUUUAGUGGUAUAAAGCUAGAGUAUUCAACGUGUUAAGUGAGUCUUAAAAUUGACCGCAAAUAUAUCGCAAUAGGAACAACAGUUGCUCUUUAGUGUUUGGUUGGUCAAGUUAGUAAAAAAUCGGACUCGCAUACACGUGCAUAUUUCAGCGCGUUCGCUCGAACCGGUAGUGUUCUCCAGCGGCUCACGAUUAUACGAGCUUACAAGCGCGUCAACGCUCGUACCAGUUGCGCGUGUGGCAAAAGUUGCGCCUAUCCGCGCUUCCAAAAUAGAACUUAUACGCGCGUAUAAAACGCUGGUCUGAAACCAUCCUCAUAGUGCGCUCCUUUUUUCAUUACAUGAGUAGAGUGCAGGCAGAGAUUUGUAUAAACUAAUAAAUUCAGACGUGAAUUCGCGAUUGUACGUACGCAAAUCUGCCAUUUUGGAGUGACGAUGACGAACGACCUCAUGAAACGACGAGCGAGCCUCGACACAAAGUACACUCGACUGUGGCUUGAACACUGAACGCCCAACCACACGCACAGACAAGUACACGCAGGCCGGGCUUGCGCAGGCAAAAUUUCAAGUAAGUCGAAAAAUGCGCAGGCCGCGCUGUGGGGUUGGCGCGUGAUACAGUUUUACCAACUACACGCACCGUGUUCCGUGUACAAACCGGCCUGCGCAGGCAAAACUGUGGUGAAGCUCGUGCGUGUGGUAGGCCCAUAAUAGAAAUCUACGUAAAAACAUUAUCGUUUAUAUUGCUAGUUGACAAAAAUAUCCCACUCGUUGCCAGUGUUAAAGAAUUUGAUAAGUUUGUUCUAUUUAAAAAUCUAGCAGUUACAAAACAACUCUGUCCUAUAUGUGUACUGAAAUGAAAGUGGUACUUAGAUUAUUGUUAAGACUGGUGACGAUUCUGUAAAUCUUAUCCUAAAUUAGACAACAGUGUAUCCUUGUCAUUUUUUAUUCAGAAUGAAAAGGAGAGACUGACGUUAAAUUUAGUUUUAACUCUAGAGAAUCAAGUCAGAAUCAACACUAUUGUUUUGAUAAAGCGUCUGCGCUUAUGUAUUGUAUGUACCUUUAAGUACAUUGUAAUUUAGAAACUGCUUUUGCGAAUGUAUGAUUUUGAUUAAAUAAGUAAGGAAUUAAACUUGCCAUAUGUUGCCAUGUUUAAUUCAAUAAUUACGUAUGUUUUGGAACAUAAUUUAGAUACUGAAUUAAUUUAUAAUAGAAUUUAUGAUAUGAUACAAUACUCAUAGUGAUAUUCGUGCAAUGUGUAAAUAUAGUUACUCUCUCUGCCAUUAAAAUUAUGAAAUUAAGGAAUGUGCAAUAAAUUAUUCCAUUUAAUGUGUUGCAUUGUUUUAUUUAGCGAAUAUCAUGUGGCCAUAAAAGAAACACUUAUAUCCAUUGAUUAACCUUAAGUAUUGAAUUAUAUACAGUAUGAAAAACAUCUCGUUUCCUACAUGAACGUUUUGGUUUGAAAUAUAAGUAUGUAUUAGUAUUAGACUUUCAAAUGUCAUUUAUACAGUUACAGAAUUUAUCUCAUACCAUAAAAAUGAAUGUUAAAUAAAAGAAACACACGUAUUUUAUUAUAAAUAUAUGUAAGUAUAGAAAUAAAUAAACGGAUAAAACUAUCUGACUAAAGAUCUACGGGUAGUUGUGGUUACAGUGUGUGGUAACAGUUAACGGUCCAAUAUCGUUUGUCGCACAUUCUGAGAUUGGGACUCAUAAACACCAAUAAUUUAACUACACAAAUAUUAUCAAUUGUUGACAUCAAUAAUAUUCAUACUUACUUAUUUAUAGUAUACAUGACUGAGAUUUGGAUGUUUUGUAAGAUUUAUCAUAAACUAUUUGAAUGGAUAAGCAAUUUCAAAAUUAUUAUACAAACUUGAACCAUUAAGCUAAAAUGGUACCUAAAUUACUUGGUACAAUGCAAUUUUGCAGAUAAUACUUAUACAAAAAUAUAAUUUUGGGAUGAAGAGAUUCUUAGAUUUAGAUAAAUUUUACUUUAAAAGUACGUGUUAAUGGUUUGUGAACACGCCGUUGUUUCCACGAUUACACCUAUCUAUUUUUAUUUACAAAUAUUUACAGUCAGACACGUCUGCUUUAAUUAUCGUCGAUCACAAGUUGUUGCCAUUUCAGUCUUAAGAUCACAUUCCUUUAAUUAAAUAGUGAUAAAUAUAUUAACACUGUUCAUACUUACAGUCGCAAGCGUAUACCGUAUAAUACAGCAAUUAUAAUAGUACUUUUACAGGCAUUUUAUUAAUUAUUUUGCCGAUAGCAUUAAACAUUCUUUAAUAGUUUAUUCAAAACUGAAUCGAUUCAAAAUCGUCCAAAGGGAAAAAUCCGAUAAAAUAACUUGCAAAUCAACGACUGAAACACAAUUCGAAAAUAUAGCUUAUCUUAAAGUAAAAGUUUGAAGCUUAUAUUUACUACGAGCGAAUUUCCAAUGAGUAUAAUAGCCUACGAGUUCUUCUAAAUUACCCUGUUAGUCGAAACAGCAACGUUCAAUCACCAUAAUUUUUAUAUACUCACCAACGUGGAACUAUAAACAAAGGCACAAAAACGUGCGAAUAAAACGUAUACGUAAUACGACAUCAAAAAUGCAAUUUUGUAGUGUGUGGUUUAACGACAGAGCCGAGUCGCGUGGGCAGGGGUCGGGCGGCGUCGGAAGUCGUCGGGCGGUGUCAGGCGGCGUUCGGCCGCCUAGUGUUUGAGCAGAAGGGCCGCGUGCUUGAGCCGCAGAUGGGAGCGCAGCGUGUCGAUGCGGCUGUAGGUGGCGGGGCAGUAGGGGCACAGCGAGCGCUGCGCCGUGUGCGAGUGGAAAUGGUGCCAGCGGUUGGACACCUCCUUGCCGCACGACUUGCAGCGCCACAGCGCCGCGCUCUCCGCCGCCGCCACGAACAUGCUGUGGUACGAAUACUGCGCGCCCACUCCCACGGGCGCCGCCCUGCGCUCUGCAACCAACCGACACGGCCCACCUGCCUUCAAUCGCCACGCGACAAUGACCCUUCCCACUUUCACAGUAAAGUCGGGAUUUGAAUCCGAUGCUGAGUCGUAUGCGUUCUAGGAAUGGAGGUGAACGACUGGAGCUCCUGCCGUGCGACAUGAUCAUAUAUAUAAUUAUAUAGUAUGCGACAUUGUGAGGUGCGGGGCGUGUGACGCGCACAACUGAAACUACACAGAUUUGUAACAUACCACAAUUUAAUGUAAAAAUUAGUAAUAAAUACAACAGAUAAAUGCAGGAGUUUGCAACAUGUUAAAAUUGCAUUACAUAACAUCAAACAAUGUGAAAAAUAAAAUUGCAUCAACUGCUUGCAUAAAACAAAAUUAUUUAAAUUAAACUUUAAAACGGAGGCAUCAAACCAAGAUAAACAAAUAUUCAUAAACAACAUAUCGUUCAUAAAAUUUCAUGUAUAAUAAGUAUAACAAGACUAAUAAGUCGGCUGUUAGGUAUACGAUUUGACACCCCCUUCCUAUUAGUAUUACACUAUUGUGAUAUACGACACUAUAACAAAUUUGCUAAUGUUAUAAAGAUGAAACAAAAUAAACAUAACUAUUAGACCAUUGCUAUCCUGAAUAUAACCAUAUAGCUAAUCCUGCACUCCAUUGAUUCGAAUUGAUAAGAUCACAUCUUUUGUGAUACCCUUGUAAAUUUUAAUAUACAAUAAAUUGGAAUAUUCAUUAGAUUGGCCAAAUAAGUGACUAGGUCCGCAAGACCCCAAUUUCAUAAGACUAAAUUUAGUAAUUCGUUAACCUUAUGUAUAAAUUCCAUAUGGCAUAAAGUUAGCUUUCAUUAAGUCCAAUUACGUGGUCACCAUACAAUUAUUAAGUUGCACACUUUCUGAAAGCCGAAAAGAGAUCAAAGGAAGAUAUUUUCUGAGCCAAACGAUGUGAUACUCCAAAAUAUUCUGGCCAGACACUAUCAAGUAUCCUAACCUAAAAUAUCUAAAAUAAUAUUCUAUGUUUACUAAACAAUUGAUUUGCUAUAGCAAAUUCCAUAAUUUAAAAUUGGUCUCGAGUGAUUGUAAUAUAAAAAUGAAUUCACACAGUUAUGAAUUAAGCGUUCGACAGCGGCAGACGAGCGACUGAUCUAUUCACACUGGACGUGGGCAAUGGAACCCUCACUGGAUAGCUAUGAUCUAUUCCAACAAUAGACUUCAACUUGCGCGACAAUAAAUUAUUAAAUAGUACAUAACUAUUACGAUUGGCAGAGGUAAACAAGCUAAUCUUAAUAUUACCAGCUAUAUAACCUGUACAUCGCCGUAACCCAAACUGUUUCACUAGGUAGAAAUAGAAAUUAGGAGUUCACUUAUGUAAAUACAAAUAGGUAGUUACUCUCAUCAAAGACAUAAUAAUAUACUUUCUUUUAAAAUAUCCUUUAGUUUGGUUACGUAAUUAAAUAACUAGUAAUAUUGCACUGAGUAUGAAAUGCUAUCAAAUAAUAAGUGCCCACGUUACAAUGAACAAUAUAAAAAUCUUUGACAUUCUUAAAAUAAAUAUAAAAUCUUUGUGGAAUUAGUAUAAUUAUCAUUAUUAUAAUAAUUAUUAGGUGAUUUUAAAAAUGUUUAAAAUUUACAGAGAUGCUGAGCUUAGUGCUUACAUUAUCGAGUGGGCCCCUAUAUUCAAUAGACAAUUGUAAAAUCUAUCUAUGAGUUAUGACUAUUUCAAAAAAUUGCACAUGUGAAAUUGCAUGUUCACAGCUACUUAACAGCACUAACGCCAUUACAUAGUUAUGGGACGAUCGCGGUAUUUGCUAUUAGGAUGCGUUUGUUUCUAAAACACCAUACACGAAUCUUUUAUAUUUGGUAGACAAUGAUCGGCUUUAUUAAAACAUUCUUAUCGUCCUAUAAGUUUUCCUUUUUUUUAAUAUUAUUUACGUUAUUAGUAAAUUUUGAAGAUCUCCGAAGAAAAACAUAAUAAUAAUUAAGAUAAAAUCUCGAGUGAUACUGUAAUCUCUAGGCGUUUAACGACCCUUGCGUUAUGCUACCCGUUGACCAGACAGAUGCGACCUUAACUGGAUGCUAGAUGCCUUACAUUUAUAAUGCAACAUAACUAAUCAUUAAAACAUUAAUCAUAUUAUAAUAGGAGUCGAAUCGUAGCGUGUUAACACUCUUGGUUCUAGCACCAUUCCAUUUUAUCACAUUUCAGUUACCGUACCACUCUAAAGUGUUUAGCUAAAAAUGUAACAAUCUUAAAUAUUAAUUGAAAAAUACAUACAUAAACGCUAGGUUAGUCCCAAUCGUAGAAUGCAAAUAUUAGUUACUAAAUGCGCAACCUCGAAACAUCGUUCCAUCCUAUCUUAUAGUAAUUGAAAGAGGUCUUUGACCCCAAAGCACCGAUCACACGACGAGGGCGGACGCGCGCCCUAACACAAAUAAACAACGAUAAAAUAAUAAAACAUGUUAACAGUUCAAUGUCCAUUACUAUAAAGGUACGCUUCACUUUUCAUGAAAGCCACCAAUGAUACUACAAUUAUGAUGAAUCAAUAAAAACAAACAACACUAAUAAAAUCAAAAUAUUAUAAGUAUAUAAAUAUAUUAAAAGUAUAUUAAAUCAGACAAUAGAAUAUAUCUAAGUAUAAAAAAAACAAUCUCCGUAAAUAGAUCCACUACUCUAGUAUAAAAAUCUUUUCGUAUGUUUCCUUAGGCGCUACCCUUUUAUUACAUCACAAAUCCUUAAUAAAAUUAUCCAUCGUGCAAAGGCCUCAUGGAGUUACAAAUGCAUCUACUGUGAGAUUCAGUCAAUAUUUAUAUGUCGUUGACCAACGACAGAUCACAAUCUCUAGCCAGUCCUCAAAUUCAUUCCUGAUGUAGUUCUGCUUCACCCGUACGAUGUACAUAAUAACAUAAAUAUAAUUAGCUACAGGAAACUUAUAAUUUCCUAUCUAAUGAAUAAAUAUAACAAGAAAAUGUGGGCCCGUAUCGGAAGCCACCGUUAUAAACAGCAUCACUUCGCGGUCGCACCGCUACUCAAAUAUAAUGUAUAUCAUUUAAAUAGCUUAAGAUUCCUAUCGAUAUAAUAUAAAAAAUAAUAUGGUAAUAAAAUUAACAUCAUAUUAUUGCUUUUGCCCGUUCCCGUAUAGCGAUUGGUAUAGAAAAAAUUUGCUUACCUACUCUCUUAAACGCUUUCGAGUCAUCACACACAACAUCGACAAUAACAGUUCCUGACGCGAGACCGGUCACACUGGGGCAAGUCAACAACGCACAACCGAGACAAUACUAAACGAGUCGCCCGCGAGGCGAGCUACUUAAAGAUAGGCCCGUUAAGUAAUAGCACUUCAGCUUAAUCCUAAAUAGGAAGCGGUUUCGACGCGAGACGGUCCGUUGCGAAACAUUUGACACAUGAACAUGGGGAGUGAGUGAGUGUUCGCUGGCGUCGGGCGCGGAUCGCUCACAGAGCGUCGAGGCCGAGCCAGUACAUGGACAAUCAGUCGAAGCCCGCGUCCAGGUGGUUGGCGAAGAGCGGCGCGUGCGGCGGCGCCGGCGCCGGCGGCGGGGGCGGCUCGAACUUGCGCGUGUCCGGAUUGUACGCGGGGUGUUUGAACUUGCAGUGCGUGCGCAGGUUGUCCGAGCGCGUGUACGUGGCGCGGCACAGGGGGCACUCGAACCGCCCAGGGAAAUGCACGUGAUAGUGGUUCCGGAUGUGUGUCACCACCUUGCCGCACAGCUUGCAGCGGUGCAGGUUGAGCGCGCCCGCCACGCGCUCGAACGUCAGCCGCAUGUGCCAGCCCUUCGAGCCUGCAACCAGCCAGCGGUCACUCGCGCGCCACACACCCUCUACCCGACCCCACUAUCCACUAUCACCCCCCCACCCCCUACCCUCCAACCGAGACGCACUCACUCAAUGCCACAGCGCCAACCUACUAAUCACUGCAUAGAGUGCGAUUCAAAUUUAAUGACGUCUGUGAAGUCGGCGCAAGUCGCAGCCACCGAGCACCCCCACUAGAGACCGCAUACAAAGGCACCAACUUGUGCCAAGUGCAUUUAGUGUUACUGAAUAAGCGUGUAAUGAGCCCCCAAACGUAGCGUUACAAGUUUGCACCUAAUUUGUAAUCUGACCGUGACGUCAUACAGACGUGGCCAAUCAAAACGGGGCUUAACCCUCCCGCACACUACCGACUUGGCGAUUUCGACUUUAAUUAAAAAAUGGUAGUGCAGACUCUAGUGUUGGUGCUUUGUAGUCGCAGCGCAGUAAAACGAAACGUAAGAUGAUAAAGACACACUCGGCGUGUCACUGAACUGAACUGCGCGUAGUUUCACUCGCUGUUAACUUCACAACCGACAUAAAGUUUGAAUCGCACUAUACAACUCUACUAGCGCUACCGGCGGCUAUGUCGUCUAUCAACGACCGGAGGUGGACACGGUUUUGCGUAGUGUUGAUGCAGUAAUUCCAUCAGGAGUUACGCGAUAUCAAAUACUUUUUUAUAUUCAGAGCACGGUUCUGAGAUAACUUUGUUACUACUCCGUUGGUUCUGCAGCAUUUGUUAUGAAGUGCGAGAUCGAAAGGAAUAUAAUUAUAAAUGUUCUGGCUAAAGAAUGUGGAUACAACUAUUUUAUAAAUUAUUUAGCAAACAAGGCUGGACUCAGACAAUAUUCAGUUUAGCACUAUUCAAAGCGUUCAUAUUAUUAACGCUGUACUAUUAUGCCUCUCCUAGUACUAUUAGAUAAAGCAUUAUAAAUCAAUAUACAAAAGUUUAUAUAGAAACACAAAUUCGAAAAAUAUUAUUAAAAAUCAAAAUAUUUAUGGUAGAUCCAUGCAGAAAUGAAUCGAUGAUACUUUGAAGAAAUGGUGUUGUUAUUUUUGAGUGUUAUAUUCGCAUGACUUUCGUUAAAUACUGUCACCAAGCCUGCAUAGAGAAGGCGAAUCGUAAAGACGAGGUCUGCUAUACAUAAAGAGAAAAGCAUGGAAAGAAGGAUGAAAAUGAAAAGAUAAGUGGUAUAAAUAAAGGAAUAUAUUUGCAACAAACACACAGUAACGAUAAAUUUACAAUAAAAAUAAUCGUAAUGUUAAAGAAGAAGUAAAUGAGAAAUAAAUUAAAAUUAUGUUCCUUAAUUACAAAAGCGAAAUCAGUCUUGACGCUAGUCUGCAACUAGUAUCAUUUAUAUAUCUACAAGGAACAACAAGAGAUCAUAGAUUAGGCUUUUAUAACAACAUGUUAGUCGGCUUAUCAACAUACUGUCGACUAAUCAGCGUCUAUACAUAAAAUUUUCACGAUUCUAACUAUAAUAAUUCAAAUAGAGUGAAGCUUUAAAAUAUAACAUGGUUUGUAUUAUAUUCAAUAACACUAUCUCUUAGUUAAUUGAUAUUUGAAUAAUUUGAGAUUGAUUGAUGCUUAGAGUAAAAACCUACACAAGGAGAAUAUUAAUGAUGGUACAAUAUAUUUUAUAUUUGAUCCAACUUUUACCAUAAAGAGUUAAGUAUUUUCAUAGCCUUUUAAAAGUACAGAGUACUAUUAAAGGCCUCUCUUAGUACUUAUUUUAAAAUCGAUAUUAAGUUUGUAGCCGCGAAUGAGUUUGCAGAAGUAACAAUUGUAUGAAACUGUAAUUUAACAAAACAAGUGAUAUGAAGAACUGCAAAUAUACUAACUACUCAAGAUCGGUUGUUUGUUUCAUAAUAUUCCGUUGCUAGACAGGAAAAAAGGUCAGUUAAUUUGAUAUAAUAGCAUUUAUGAAAGUUUUUUUAUGUAUAUACCCAUUCUUUUUUUAAAAAAUAAAACUGUUCUUAUUUGGUGAUGUGAAUAAGACGCUGAUUAAUCGAUUUAAUUUAUUUACUUAGCUAAUACGAAUACCACUUCGUCGGAAGAUAGGUACAUUUUUAAUAAAUUUUUAGAAUAGGGUAGUAGCCUAAGUUUAAAUUUGCAUUUAAAUUUUUAUGCAACAGAAUUUUACAUGGAUAUCUAUCUGUCUCUGAAAUUUAUUAAAAUUUGUAAUAAAAUAAAAAGAAGCAUUUUUAAAUUGAUAAAUUUAAAUAUGAAAUGGAGGGGGAGUGUGGCGGGAGCAGUUUGCUAUCUUCCUCCCACUCGUGGGUGCUUAUGGCGACUACGUCACGGCCCCCUAGUAUGGCCCUGCUUAUUUUUUGUCGUUAACCUUUUAUAAUUCUAUUUGUGAAGACUAAACUUUUUUUAUAAAAUAUUUUAAUCGUAGAAUUAAGAUCUUGUAACCAAUAAAAGUGAUAAAAAACAAGUCUACUACCCUACUGUAUCAAUAGCAUAAUAGUGCCUAGAUUUACCAUAACUAUAGGAAGUAAAUACAUAAUUAACAGUUUCAGGUAAAAUUGUGUUGAUAUGAAAGCGAAUAUCUAAUCUCAGUGAACUCAUCAAAAAAACCGAUCGUUUGGCAAACAUCUAUAUUAAAUACUGUUAGAUCACUCGCUUUCAUAAUAUUUGAGUAUUCCAUUAACACUACUUUGUUAUUAAAUAAUCAAAACUAAAUCACACCACACCUUAAAUUCUAGUUACAAAAUUACUUGUUAGAACCAAUGAAUAAGCGCACUUCGUUAGAUUGCAAUAUAGUAUAAGGAGUUAAUAUGUUACAAGUUGUUUGGCGUUAUUGUUAACAAGCUUAAUUAGAUUACACACAUUUCAAGUUAGUUACGACUUUUGUCAUCUAAAAUUAUGAACGCGGCUAUCAAUUCAUAGUCUGAUUUACUUAAGUUACACGAACAAUUUUGUCUUUGAAGCCAAUAAAAUAGCUAACGGUUCUUAUUCCCUAUUUAACUAUAGUAUUUGCUAACACUGUGUUUGAAUAUUUGAUAAAUUGUUAGAUUUUAAAACUGAACAGUGUUUCAUACGGAGGUGCCUUUUAAGAUUGUCGGCGCGAGUCAGAAUAAUAGGACACAAUGGACAUUUAUGCUGCUCUGGAUUGUGCGAUUUCAUAUGUUUUUUUAGAUUAUUAACUAAUUUGCCACAGACAUGGCAAGACUCGGGUAUAGUGUAUGGUUUUUGAUUCAGAGCCAUUUUAAACGAUUGAACUAUGUUAUCGAUAUUCAAUACUUUAUUUUUCAAGGGGCCUUGGGGUACGCAAUUUUCAUCAACGCCGUUAUUGUCACCUGAAAGACAUGUAACUUCGUAAUUGAUGCCACAGUAUUGAUCUGGCAUGCUUUCUCUGUUAACUGUACUUUCAAACGGAUGCAGAACACAAAAAACCUUAAAACCUCUAUCACGAACCCUAAUAACGUAAACCCACACCUUCCAGUACAUGCAAAUUUCACUUUGUAAUGUUCAUUAAAAUAACACACACUGGAAUCUGAAAGAUUUAUAUUUCUUAAGCUUUUUAGAAUUUUUUAAAGUUAAAGAAAUAAUAUAUCAUAAGGUCGCUCUGGGGGCGCCAAAUCAUCGUUUGAGCUAGAUUACACCAAUUUCUUCAUAAACUAUUAAAAUCAAACAUAAGACAUUUAGAAGCGUUGUGGGGCAUGUAAAAUGCUAAUAUUAACGUGAAAUAAAAAGCAAUGUUAAUAGCAUGCUGCAGGGUGCUAUACAUGCAGUAUGGUGUAAUGAAAAUGAAGAAUGCUCUGUAACACAAAUAACUGAACAAUUAACAAUUUGCUACAAUAAAGCCCAAUAAUAUAUCAAAACAUGUGAUGUUAGUGAACAUUCUUCACAACAAUUUUUGAAGACUACAUGAAAAGAAAAUGGGCGUAGAAAAUCACUUAUUUUGUAAUUUUAUAGCAUGAAUUUCUUUAAUAAAUCAGUCCCAUUUUCUUCUAAAUUAUGCCACUCCAAUAGUUUAAUCAGUGUGGAGAUUGUAAGUAGCUAGUUAAUUGGUAGAGACACCACGAAAUGUAUAAAUUUUCACAACUGUGGACUUUGAUUUGAUAUUAUAAAUAGUUUUAAAAAAAUCUUUGAAUGCAUUUACGUAUUAUACAAGUAGACUCCCAAUCGCCUAACAAAAGUGCAUCAAAAAAGUCCGACCCGGUUUGUGUUAUACACAUACAUCAACGUAUACAGAUAGCAUUAACACAUUUGUUUAAAUUGAUGCGUUAUGUUUCGUGGCAGUAAGAUUCAACGUCAAUUAAUCAAUUGCAUACGAGAGAGAAAGAGAGUUUGAUGACCAUAGAGGUAUAAGAAUAGAGUAGGGGAGAUAUAGACUCCACUACAAGUGGAAGUGUCCUCUAAUAGAAAGAGAAAGAAGAUGAGAGACCGCUAGCUCUCUCUCUCUCUAAUCGCGCAUGCGCAUUGGCAACCGUAAGCAUCUUACAUGGUGACAUCUAACAUAUUUCGAUGUGAUGCCAUUGGAUGCCAUGCACCACAAGAGAGAGAUCGCUAGCGGUCUCCCAUCUUAUUUCUCUUUCUACUAGAUGGACACUUUUAAAACCGCCUUCCACACUCUAUUCUUAUACUUCUAUGUUGAUGACCAGAGGCGGCGUAAGGCGUGGGCGACGUGGGCCACCGCCUACAAGGGUACAAGGGUACGCGGUACAAGGGGCCUCGCGCCUCAAAAAUUAUUAUGCAUUGCUUAAAAGCGAAUUUCUUUUUUUUUUAUUAUUUUAUAAAAUCCGUCUUCAUGCCGCCAUAGAACAGGGCCUCACAAAAUCUGUCUUGUCCACAUCAAAUUUAGAUCUUGCCCCGCCACUGUUGAUGACGGUGCGAAAGAGACAUACACGAACUCGGAACGCGGGGGACGCAAACGGGGAAUUAUAUUUUCCCACUAAAACGCCAAGAUAGUUGCGUAAUUUUAUUACUUAAUGCGUAAUUCUAUUAAAGGGGCACUUAGCUGAAAUACGAUACUCCACGUUUCUUAUGUGUGAGCACAGUUUUUAACCAAACACGAUUGCGUGGUGAUGCAAUUAAAGCGCGGUAGAAACAACACUGUUUGAAAAUUACGAUCAAUAGAUGCGCGUGCGCGUAAUUUUGCUUUCUACACUUUUUGAGCGCGAUUGUGAGUCUACUUGUUUUUAUUCGGUAAUGUGUUUAUCAGAUUUUUUUGUGAUAUAUUUAAAUAAAGUUCACAGUUUCUAAAGGAUCAAAGCAGUCACUCACCAUCGAUGGUGUCUGUCUGGUCUGGGUGUGGUUGUAGCAUUGGUUCAUUCUCGUUGCACUCGUUGCUGAGGUUACUCUGAGUCAACAUCGAUGCCAUAUCUGCCACCCCCAUACCCUGGAAGUUAUGAAGAAUUAAAAUGUACAAUACAACUACUAUUAAUAAACGAAAAAUAAGCUUGGAUUAGUUACUCCAUGUUUUGCUUCUGUUCAUUGAAUGACAAAUGGCAUCUGAGUGAUAAGAUGUCUUGGGCAAUGAUAUUAAAUACCCUCGAUAGAACAACACAUACACAAUCGUGGUCGAAACCUGUCCAAAAGGUACUUUGGACGAUUCCGAUGUUUUCGGCCACGAUUUUGUUCUCCACGGAGCUCCGUAAGGUGAUCGCGUUGUCAAAAACAAUAUAAGACAUAAUUUAAACAUUGAAAGUCGCCUUUAAUACAUACUGUGUAGGGUCUUAAUUAAAACGCAUGCGUCAAGUAAUGAUUGUUCGAAAUGCAACCUCGUAAUUUUUUACGACUUAUUGCUAUAUGCGGAAGAAUAAAGACCUUAUUUAUUUACUCUACGUGCAAUUUUGAAUGCGCUGUUAACAAUAUAGCAGGUACGGAUCGCGAGGAAAAGAGACGGCUAUAUAACCCGCAUGCAUUUAAAUAUUACAAAUAUUUUUUAUUAAAUAAGUUUAUAGUAACUAUUUUGACUAGAUACCUGUCGAAAAAACGAUACUUCCUAUAAGUAUUUAUUUGUAUUUUUUCACGGAGCUCUGGGGCAUCUCGACUUUACAACGAUUCGCGUGUGACUGUGAACCAAGAACUAUUUGAGUGCAGUUCAAGCACUUCUUGAUUGGGAUACAUUUUGUGCGUACGUGGUAUAUCUAGGGUGCGUGCCGCGACCUGUAUCUUGAGAAUCGGCUGAAGUAGCUAACCAUCUAAAUUACACAUGUCUGGCAGAUAAAGGUGCAUAAUUAUAAUAUUUAUAUAGUUCGUCUCGUCUAAGUGCGACAACGGUUGCAAAUCGGGUUUUGAAUUUUACGGAAGCGGCUACGCGCAUUGGGCAAGCUGCGUAUCUGUUAUUAUGACAGCAGUGCGACCAACGCUGUUGUGGGUCUGGUCGAAGUGUGUUCGAGCAGUGGCGGCGUCAAACCGCCAGGCUUAAGUUCUCCUACGUACGCAUGCGCGAGCAGUCUGCGUAUCUAAUAUUAUCACCGUACGAGUCCGGCUCCUGCUUCACGUGUGGUGUGUUUCAUCCUUAUCUCACACCUGCGUGACGAAGCGUCGGGUGGCUCUGGUACUUAUAACCGCUAAAAUUAGCGUUCGAAUUAGGUGCGCUCCUUCAGCUGCAUAUUCAAUUUUUUAAGUUUUCCACAACCUCUUUGUGCGUGUCAGUAACCAGUCAAGCUCAAAAGAUAAGUUAAAUUUUUUUUAUUAAGUACUAAAGGCUCCCGAAGCUUCGUUGAGCAGGUGCGGGACAAGCAACAGUGACCGUGAGGUGCGUCUGGUCGAAGUGUGGCGGCGGCGCGUACGCGCCCAGCUCCUACUUUACGUGCGGCGUGCGAGUGUGCGUGUAAUUGUGUAUGUGAGGGGGGAGAGGGGGGUGGCGACGACACUAACCGUGAGGUGAGUCUGGUCAAAGUGGGGUGGCGGAUGGUGCGGCGGCGGCGGGGGCGGGUGCGCGAGCGGCGGCGGGGGCGGCGCGUACGCGUCCGGUUCCUGCUUUACGUGCGGCGUGUGCGCGGGCGAGCGCGGCGUGAGGCGCUGCGGAGUGUGCGCCGGAGGCGGCGUCGACGGCUCCGACCCGGACCCCGUUGACCCGCCCUUCACUGACUUUAGGUGACCCUGUUGCGUACCAAUUAUUUAUCACCAUAACUAUAACACAAUAUUAAAUACGAGUUGAAUCAACUACAUCUUUAUAAGUAUUUAUUUAGCCCGCCUUAAGAUUUAAGAAUAAUAAUUACCAAUUAUUUUAAAAUACAUAUUAGUCAUAAACAAUGAAAUUUCUAAAAUAGAUCUCAUCACUCAAAAAAGAGCAAGUUUGUAAACAAUAUCUUAAAAAACAAAUUAAUGAAUGUGCAAUUACAAUGCAGAAUAAAACUUUAUAUAAGUUGUUAAUCUUACAUCCUACUGACCUAAAAAUGUAACACAACAAAUAUAGUUUUUUAACCACAUACUUAAAACAACUUCUGUAGAUGUUAUCUUGUGUAAUAACCAUCUAAUUUUGGCGGUAUACAUUAUUUAUUACACAGAAUAAAAUAAAGCCAUCAAAUGUUAAGUCUGGGCAAGGAGGAGAUUUUUCUGCGCCUCUUGUCCGGUGGCAAACUAUGCCCAGUGUGAUGCGCGCGAGCAUUGCGCAGUGCGACACAUCAAAUAGAACCUAGCUUACCUCAUAAUGCCUGUAGGUUAAGU
Molecule: messenger RNA, 17264 nt
Organism: Chilo suppressalis (striped riceborer)
Lineage: Eukaryota; Metazoa; Arthropoda; Insecta; Lepidoptera; Crambidae
Source: the annotation of a GenBank genome assembly